Messenger RNA from Solenopsis invicta (red fire ant), 992 nucleotides. Its product is annotated as 15-hydroxyprostaglandin dehydrogenase [NAD(+)]-like. Lineage: Eukaryota; Metazoa; Arthropoda; Insecta; Hymenoptera; Formicidae. Gene Ontology annotation, cellular component: cytoplasm. The transcript has a single exon. The coding region runs from base 73 to 864 and encodes 263 amino acids. Gene Ontology annotation, molecular function: oxidoreductase activity, acting on the CH-OH group of donors, NAD or NADP as acceptor. The record is from RefSeq and is a predicted model, not a curated record.
AGUCUUUCACCGUUAUACGUUACAGUAAUCAUAUCUUACAAGCAUUUUACUGGGAGAUAUCGUUGCAUCGCAAUGUAUAACGUACAGAAUAAAACUGCAAUGAUCACUGGGGCAGCUAGUGGAAUAGGCUACAAGUGUGCUGAAAUAUUGCUUCGCAAUGGUGCACAAAAGGUUGCCAUAGUCGAUUUGCCAACAUCGAACGGCCAGAAUGUGGCGGCUACUUUGGAGAACGAAUUUGGGAAUGGCCGUGCCAUCUUCAUUGCUUGCGACGUAUCAAAAACCGAUGAUUUAAAGAAGACGUUCGAGAAGAUCGUCAAUGUGUUUGGAAGACUCGAUAUUCUUAUCAACAAUGCUGGUGUUUGUUACGAAAAUCUCUGGGAACAAAUUAUCGAGGUUAAUGUCAAAGCGGUAAUUCGCAGCUCUAUAAUGGCGUUCGAUCAUAUGGGAAAGCACAAAGGCGGCAAAGGCGGCGUAAUCGUCAACAUCUCAUCCGUGGCUGGAUUGUGCCCAGCUUUUUUUAUUCCAAUAUAUUCCGCUUCGAAGCAUGCUGUUCUAGGAUUCAGCCAAUCUCUGUCGAAAAUGUAUGACAAAACCGGAGUACGAGUUGUUAUAAUGUGUCCGGGAGCUACACUGACACCGUUGUUAGCAAAUGUCGAAGAUAAGAUAUGCGACUCUUUUCGAGAUCUGAUAGACACUGACGCUGAAAUGGAUAAAUAUCCAACACAAACAACCGAUAAUGUGGCACUGGCAAUUUUAGAUCUCAUCCAGAAGGGUGAAAACGGAGCGGCUUGGGUCAGCGAAGGUGGUCAACCGCCGUAUGCUGUAGACUUUCCUCAUUAUUCCAAGCGAUCUCUGCCUGUAUAAAUUUGAUAUUUGAUGGCUUAUCUUAUUCUCUUUCUUAAUCAUUUUACAUGAUAAUCAGCGAAUGUUACAGCACAUGUGUUGAAAGUUAUAAAAUUACAUUUCAAAUAAACAUUAACAUUCCAACCAAA